GUGGAGCAAAGACGACGCCCGAGUGCUAGCUUAGCGGCGGUUAGCUUAGCCAGCAGCCGCCGCCAUUACCAGCCGACGUUAGCUAGCUGCUAGCGCCAACACAGGCCUGGAUGUUUGCCGAUAUCACCUCAGGGGAGCUUCAUCUGACAGUUUCUGUUUGAGUUUAAUUGAUAUAAACGUACGAUACUGUUCAGUGUACGUGGCUACAUUUAUCUUUAAACCAAGUGAAAGUUGGUUAGCAUCGUAAAACCGAAGGGCCACUUUACCGCAAGCUAACGUUAGCUUGUGGCUAGCAGUGAUUCCAGGGAUGCUAAGGGGACACAUUUAGGAUAACCUGUAAAUCCUGCUGUGAUGCAUUCACUGGCUCAGGAGAUCCAGGGCUUCUCCAAGAACCGCCUGAAGAAACAGUGCACGCGUGUUACCACGGUGACGGGCAGGAGGCUGCUGGAGAGGAGGGGUGAUGGAGGAGAGGAGGAGGAGCAGGUUGAAGAGCUGGAGGAGGGAGAUGGAUGUGGAUUCGUAGAGGAUAACAGUCUGGACCUUCAAGUUGGUGUCGUUAGACCCUUCCUGCUGCUGGCCUCUCAGGAUGCGGCCCACGACAUUGACACCCUGCAGAGACAUAAGGUGUCCCAUGUGCUAAAUGUGGCCUAUGGAGUCAAUAACCUGCUCCCAGAUCAGCUGGUUUAUAAGACUCUGCAGAUCCUGGACCUCCCAGACACCGACAUCACUUCAUAUCUGGAGGAAUGCAGCUCCUUUAUAGAUCAGGCACGAGCACAGGAAGGUGUGGUGCUGGUCCACUGUAACGCGGGGGUAUCGCGCUCCUCCUCCAUCGCCAUUGGCUACCUGAUGUUGAGGGAGGGGCUGUCGUUUGAUGACGCGUACGGCCAGGUGAAGCUGGCGAGGCCCUCCAUUCGCCCCAACCCCGGCUUCUACCAGCAACUACAGAGCUACAAACGUUAAAGCUGCAUCAACUAUUUCUUCUGGUCCACUUGGAAAACACACACAUCACAUAUCAUCACCCUUUAAGUUACUGAAGUCAACCUGUUAGCAAACAGUCGCUUAUUUACACGUGCAAGCUCUGUAGUCACUCUCCUUCGAGCUCUGUUUUGGUCUCCACCAAAUCCUGAGGGAAAUAUCUGGCUCUUUAUCUGCGAGAUGUUCCACUGUGUUUGGCUAACUGUGUCUGUCUGCUUAGCAGGAUGUGUUCAGUGGCUUUUUAGAGUAAGUAUCAUAAACGAGGGAACCAGGGCGAAGUUACCACCCGUUCUCAAAGUCGUCACAUACCGCCGCUUUAGGGGGAGUGGUCAGUUAUUUUGACAUCAGCACAAAAAGGCACCCUUUCACAGUGGUAUGAUACAUCACCGGGCAGCAUCAGUGCAUAACGCCACUACGUUAUAACGCCACGUGUCAAAAAAUGUAAAUGCACAACCCCACAUCGGCAGUGGCUAGAUCCACGUCAGCGUUCCUGGACUCGCUGCCCCACGCCACUUGACGCCACUGUCCUAUUUCCAGCCUCACUGGCCCCAAAAUUAAAUGCAUUUUUCCCUCACUCGAACCCUGCUUGUACACACCAGCUCCCACAGCAGCUCCUUUUCUCUGCUCCUCUGGCAGCUCGACUCCUCACUACUGAUGUAUAAAGAGAACUCAGUAUCUGUUGCUGUGUCUCGUGUGAGACAAAGAAUAUAUGAGAUGAGACUCCUUGUUGAGGUCGAGAAAUAUCCCGAGCUAAACGACCCACAAUGCCGAUAUUAUAGACAGUGGCCCAAAAGAUAAUCCCUGGUGAGUCACAGCUCUUCAGGUGAGACAUCAAGUUUAAUUAGCAGCUGUCCACACAUGAUUUUAAGCUAACGCAGAGGUGGAGAAGGUGAAAGUAGUAAUACAUUUGUGUGGUCGUCUGUUGACAAUCUGCAGCGCGACGUGUCCAGUUCAGCUUGAAAGUCCCUACAGGGUGAUAAGGAAGGGCAGUGGACGAGUCGAACACACACCGGACUUUGAGCCAGGAGCCUGCUGUUUGCUUCCUGUGUGAAUGUUGAGCCGAACCAUGAUGUUUUUUUUUCCAAACCUAACAACGUGUUUCUGUUGCACAAGGAAAUAAACAUAAAUACGACUCUGUACAACAUCAGUACGGUGAUGCGGUGACUUCAUCUCAUAGCCUUCCUCAGCGUAUGGAGCUGCUCAUUUCACAUAAUUUCUAUACAUGUGAUAGAUGUGUUGUUUGUGUGUGCCAUAUGUAUGUUCAUCCCCAGUGUGCAUGCAUGUGCUGAGUGGGCCCUUUAUAACCAUCUGUGAUCUUUUGUCUAAAAAUACAGCCAGUGAGUGAAACACUGCGUCUGCCUCUCGCUGCGCAGACAGCUUUGUUAACUGAUUUUCUAUUAGAUCAGCUCUCACUUUCUUUGCAGCAUGGAUUGUUUUCUAAUUAAAGAUGUACCACUUUUUUUCCGGAGGUGCAACUUGAUUUCUUUCUCAACUACACAAGCAGGUACGCCGUCAAUUAUAAUGAUUGCCCUCACUGCUGCAUUGUCUCUAUCAAUUUCACAACUUUGCAAAGUUGAUGGGCUAACCUCGCUCCCUUGAAAUAAUUAGCUUGUAAUUAGCUUGUUAGAUAAUGAGGGAGAAUCCAGUUGGCUCACAUGCUAAUCAACAAACACCUCUGG
Epinephelus lanceolatus (giant grouper) is the source of this 2654-nucleotide messenger RNA. Its product is annotated as dual specificity protein phosphatase 19-like. Gene Ontology annotation, biological process: regulation of MAP kinase activity; protein dephosphorylation. The record is from RefSeq and is a predicted model, not a curated record. Gene Ontology annotation, cellular component: cytoplasm. Gene Ontology annotation, molecular function: JUN kinase phosphatase activity. NCBI's taxonomy places the organism in Eukaryota, Metazoa, Chordata, Actinopteri, Perciformes, Serranidae.